AUGGCAAGUAAAGAGACAUGUGCCGGUUGCCUUAGAGUUAAGGAAAAUAAUGUUGCUGAUCUAUGGUGUAAUGAUUGUGAAGAACCUGUUUGUCGACCUUGUAGUAAAGUUCAUAGAAAAUUUUCUAUACCACAUGACAUUAAAGAAAUAAAAAAACUGUCUAACUUUAAGAAAACCUCAACAAAGAACUGCAAAGUGCAUGCGGGACAAAAGUUAAUCUUUUUUUGUGUACGUCACGAUGAAAUUCUGUGCACAACUUGUUUAUCUGGGUCCCAUAUAGAAUGUGACAUUAACCAUAUAGAGAAAACUGCCAUGGGAAUCAAGGAAAGCUCAGAAUUGCAUAAUCUCAAAGAAAGAAUUCACAAACAGAAAUAUGUAAUCGAAAAACUGAAAAAGGAAUUUGAUGAACUUUCUGGUAGAAUACACAAGAAUAAAGAGCAACAGUUUGAUCGACUUAAUCAGUUACGUUUAGGCGUUGAAGACUGUAUGAAUCAAUUAGAAAAAAAUAUGGAAACUCAUUACAGCCAGGUUGUAGAAAAAUUAUCGAGCAAUUCAAAUCAAUUGAACUUUCUGGAACAAACAACAGAAGAAAACACCAAAGAAAUUGAAAACACAAAAAAAUUAGAGAGUGAAGUAAAUUUGCUUUAUCUUUUAAAACGUCUCAAUACUAUUCAAAAGUCAGAUGAAGAGAAAAUUCAGUGUUUGGAGAAAGAUAUCAAUACCAUGUUAUUUCAAUUUAUUCCUGAAAAUGUCAUUGAAAAUGUUGAUGCAAUGGUUCAUGUCUUAGGUACUCAGCAGACACUUUCAAAAAGCCCGCAAGGAAGUAGUAUGGCGCAACAGUCUCAGUUGCAUAUACAUUCAGAGGAAAAUCAACCUAUUAAACACACGCGAAAAUUUAAUGCAGAUGAGUCGUGUAUGUUUUAUGGUUGCUGCUUUAUCGACGAGAACAACGUUAUAACUAUCAAAGAGAAAAUUUCUUAUAAUCAAUAUACACUGGAAAAUAUCAAAACCCUAUACCUGCAAGUCAUCAACCUUCAGGAUGGGUUGUCAAAUUCGUUUCAAAUUGAUUCUGAGUGUGCGACUCUGUGUAAAGAUACAAUAUGCACGGUCGAUUCAAACAACGUCCUGCUUGUUGGAGGAGACGGUAUAUACCUUAUGGAUCUAGAAUCAGAAAUACUUGCACGUACUAUUAAAGUUGACAAUGAUCAUUCAAUAACUUGUAAAUUAGUAACUUUUAUUGAAAGUCAAAUUGUAGUCCUUUGUCAACAGAUGAUAGAUGAAAAAAUGUGCGACUAUAUUUCUUGGAUUGACUACAACGGGAUAAGUUUAAAGAAACUCAGUUUACCGGGCGAUGUUUGUGAUCUAGUUAUUAAUGAUUCACAAGUGUAUUGUACAUUUAACGACGUAAAUAAUGUUACUUGUACAAGUUUCUCUGGCGAAAGUCACAUAUAUUACACAAGCCUGGACUUGAUAGAAAGUUGUAAGAUUACCGCGGGAGAUUCUAUAAUAGUAUUGUUAGAAAUGAAAAGAAAUGCCAUCUAUACAGUAGAUCCUAAAACUCUUAAACGGUCUAAAAUUCAUGAACGUAUCUUUCACCCAACUCAUAUGAAUUUAAAUAAGAAGACCAAAGAACUGGCAGUAACUUGCAAUAAUGGAACAUGUUUGAAAAUCUUCAAUUCGUUCAUUUAA
Molecule: messenger RNA, 1689 nt
Organism: Mytilus trossulus (common blue mussel)
Lineage: Eukaryota; Metazoa; Mollusca; Bivalvia; Mytilida; Mytilidae
Exons: 1
Coding region: 1-1689 (562 amino acids)
Molecular function (GO): zinc ion binding
Source: RefSeq, a predicted model, not a curated record